AUGAACUUUGAUCUUUGUAUAGAUGAAUAUACUCAUGAUAUACCUGGUGUCAUGUAUGUAACUAAUAACAUACCUGGUCCAGGUAUAAAUGUGGAUGAUUUUGAAUCUGUAUUUACAUCAGGUUGUUCAUGUACACUUGAAUGCUCAAAGUGUACUUGCACUCGUGGUUCUGCUAAUUAUAUAAAUGAUUGUAUUGUCGAAGAAAAAUUAUCAGUACCAAUUUUAGAAUGUAAUCCUUAUUGUACAUGCAGUCAGAAUUGUGGUAACAGAUUGGUACAGCGUGGUCCAUUAAAUAGUCUUCAAGUAAUAAAAGUUGCUAAAAAGGGUUUAGGUCUCAUAACAACGACAUUGAUAAAGAAAGGGCAAUUUAUUUGUGAAUAUGCUGGUGAAAUAAUAAGCAUAGAUGAAGCACGACGCAGGGUUGAAGCUAAUAAAAAUGACAAUAGUAUGAAUUAUGUUCUUGUAGUUUCUGAACAUAUAGGAGAACAAAUAAUUGUAACUUGUGUAGAUCCAAAGUAUUUUGGCAAUAUUGGAAGAUAUAGUAAUCAUAGCUGCCAGCCAAAUGCUAAUCUUGUACCUGUCAGAGUUGAAAGUGUUACACCACGAUUAUGCUUAUUUGCAUCUAAAGAUAUAGAAAAUGGAGAAGAAAUUACUUUUAAUUAUGCCAGUGGAGUGAAUUCCGACCAUCAUUUAAGUGACACACCCUGCUUUUGUGGUUUCAGCAAUUGUUUAGGUUAUUUACCACAUAAUUCUAUUUAAAGUAUGCAAAAUAGUCUUUUAAUAGAACAUUACAAAUAUCAUUAAAAAGAAUUGCCACAGGUUCAAUUGUGCUUUGUAGAUCAGUCAUAAUUAAACAGACAUAUAAAAUAUGUGAAUUGUUUUCACGAAACUUUAACAUUUUUAUUAAAAGUUCCAUAUUUAAGAAAAUAUUAUGAAAUCACUUUUUUCUAUAUUAUCUGAAAGAUUCCUUAUUUAAGUGAAAACUUAUUAUCGAUUUAAAUAGAAUUACUCGCAGUUUUAUAGUAUAUAAAUUAAAAACAAAUAUUAUUUUGUUUUCUUAUUAAACGAAAGUACCGUUUCAACAAUGUUAAUCUAUAAAAACUCUAUUUUUUAUUUUAAUUAUGUAAUGAUAAAAUUGUUGAUAAUUCAUACAUAGUUUUUCUGUUAUAAUAAUGUUUCAGAAUAUCUAUUUCUAUAUAUUUUUCUGCUAAUGUAUAUUAUGUUAAUCUGUAAUAAUUAUUUUUAUUAUAAUUUAUUUAAAUAUAGUUAUAAUAUAUCAGAAAUAAA
Molecule: messenger RNA, 1287 nt
Organism: Vespula pensylvanica (western yellowjacket)
Lineage: Eukaryota; Metazoa; Arthropoda; Insecta; Hymenoptera; Vespidae
Product: histone-lysine N-methyltransferase SETMAR
Exons: 1
Coding region: 1-759 (252 amino acids)
Cellular component (GO): nucleus
Molecular function (GO): zinc ion binding; histone H3K9 methyltransferase activity; protein binding
Source: RefSeq, a predicted model, not a curated record